AUGGGUGGUUUUGCUGCUUUCCAGAGAUUUCAAGGGUUUGUAGACUUUAAUCUUGGAACUGGAGGGGCCUGGGUACUUGUCUUGCAAUUAGGAUGGCACUGGGGGUCUCAGGGGUGGGAGACAGAUACAAUGGAGAAGCCUUCCUUAGAAAUUAAUCUGCCUGACACUCAUGAAGAAGGAAAACUUUAUGUAGUUGAUUCUUUAAACAACCUAAACAAACUAAAUGUUUGUCCAGAUGAAUCCCAGCAUGCACUAGAUGAGGAAGAGAACAGUGAUGGUAUUGGAGAAAACACAGCAGGGAGCAACACAAGAAACCAGCAUCUGUUCUUCGUCACGUUUAUUCUUACUUUGAUCAUCAGUUUGGCCCUUGUUUCAUUUGUAAUAUUCUUAAUAAUUCAAACUAGAAGCAAGUUGGACCAAAUAUCAAGCAGACUAAUAUCUGAAAAGAAGAACAUAGAAGAUCUUAAGAAAAUGCACAACAUGUUAUUAAAGCAUCUAAAUCGUUCAGGAAUUAAGGAAAACAAGAGAUACCUCUUCACACAGUCUCCUGUUCUCCAUGAUUACCUCUUUACUCAUGCUGAGCUGACAGUCCCUGAAGAAUAGAUCUUCUUUGGAAUGAAAUUCAGCAUGUUCAUAUACUCAGAUAUUUUCACCUAUGGUACACACGUUACUUAAACAUUCUGAUAUGAUCACAGGAGCACUGGAAAAGCCAGCAGAAUGAAAAAUAUUAGAAAAUAAUAUUUUAUCUUCUUUUAUGUGAAUAUAGAUUUUGAAAACUAAGCCCAUAUGACCUGCAAUAAACAACAAUUUGUCAACAGUUUUGGGCAAUAGUUCCAGGGUCUCUAUGCACUGUAAAUUGCAGAGCUAAGGGCUUAGUUUUACUUCAAAUGUAAGUGGAUGAUCACAGAAAAUAAUGAUUUCACAUGACUCCAGCAUGACCUUUUUCACUUCUUCAUUCUCCCGUUUCUUUGAA
This is a messenger RNA of Indicator indicator, 973 nucleotides long. RefSeq names its product leucine rich single-pass membrane protein 1 (gene LSMEM1). The record is from RefSeq and is a predicted model, not a curated record. NCBI's taxonomy places the organism in Eukaryota, Metazoa, Chordata, Aves, Piciformes, Indicatoridae.